Hibiscus syriacus is the source of this 2052-nucleotide messenger RNA. RefSeq lists its product as uncharacterized. Gene Ontology annotation, biological process: carbohydrate metabolic process. Gene Ontology annotation, molecular function: hydrolase activity, hydrolyzing O-glycosyl compounds. The coding region runs from base 502 to 1899 and encodes 465 amino acids. The record is from RefSeq and is a predicted model, not a curated record. The transcript is spliced from 3 exons. NCBI's taxonomy places the organism in Eukaryota, Viridiplantae, Streptophyta, Magnoliopsida, Malvales, Malvaceae.
GCAAAGACACAGAGACAAAUGACGGACCAUUUCGCAUUUCAAGUCCAUUUCCCGAAACUCGGCACUAAAGGGAUAUGAACAAAAGAAUAAGAGAUUUCUAAAACAUAGAUAGAACUGAUCGAGAGGAAAAUAGAGAGGAAAAAAAAAAGGAAAAAGGGAAAACAAAUCUUUGUUCAAAAGUCGCAGUCAUCUUCUUCGAAGAAACCUUCUUUAGAUCUUAUUUCAAACAAACCAGACGUCAACUACCCAACUUCUCCGCACUUUGUCUUGUUCUUCUUGUCAAAUUUUACUCCAUUUACACUUUUCCAUCUCUCUGAGUCUUUAGUAAGGUUGUUGGAGACUGUUCCACUUUGGGUUUUUUUUCUGUUCUAAUCAGACUAUCAUCUGCUUUAUUUUUUUUGUUUGGAACUUUAAAGAAAGGGUAAAGCAGAGAUGCACUCGGACUCUGAAUUUUCUUAGAGUUUUCUCAGAAUUAUCUUGGACAUAGAGAAGGAAGAGAAUAUGCAGGUGCGGAACAAAUACAGGAAACCAACAGUUAUCCAUUGUAAUGUAGGGAGCAGAUGUUCAAUUUGUGCUGUUGUUUGGAGCUUGGUUGGGAUUCUUCUUAUGCUUCAACUCUGUUCUCUUGUUAGCCGCAGAAAUGAAGUCAGUGGAGAUAUAAGAUUACGAAUGAGUCGUCAUCCACUAGUCUGGGAACUUGAACAGGUGGAGGAGGAGAAUAUUCAAAUUCCCCCUCAUAGGGGAAAACGAUCUCCACAUGCUAAACGGAGACCCAAGCGAACAACCACUCUGGUUGAUGAAUUUCUUGACGAGAAUUCACAGAUUCGGCAUGUAUUCUUUCCAGAUUUGAAAACUGCUAUUAAUCCGAUAAAGGAUGCAGGAAACAAUAGCAACUACUAUUAUCCAGGGAGAAUUUGGUUGGAUACCGAUGGAAAUCCUAUUCAAGCUCAUGGAGGUGGCAUGUUAUACGAUGAAAGAUCCAGUACAUACUAUUGGUAUGGAGAGUACAAAGAUGGACUAACAUACCAUGCUCAUAAAAAGGGUGCAGCACGAGUUGACAUCAUAGGAGUUGGUUGCUAUUCUUCCAAGGAUUUGUGGACAUGGAAAAAUGAGGGCAUUGUGUUGACUGCUGAAGAGACGAACGAAACCCAUGAUCUACACAAAUCCAAUGUAUUGGAGCGGCCAAAAGUUAUUUACAAUGACUACACGGGAAAGUAUGUAAUGUGGAUGCAUAUUGACGAUGUCAACUAUACUAAAGCUGCUGUUGGUGUUGCUGUUAGCAAUUACCCGACAGGUCCUUUUGAUUAUCUCGGUAGCCAAAGGCCCCAUGGAUACGAGAGCAGGGACAUGACCAUCUUCAAAGAUGAUGAUGGAGUAGCUUAUCUGGUUUAUUCGUCCGAAGACAACAGUGAGCUUCACAUUGGGCCACUAGCCAAAGAUUAUCUAGAUGUGAAGACUGAAAUACGAAGGAUUCUGGUUGGACAGCACCGGGAAGCCCCCGCUCUGUUUAAGUACAGGGGGACUUAUUACAUGAUCACCUCAGGUUGCACUGGAUGGGCACCUAAUGAAGCACUUGCUCAUGCAGCUGACUCGAUCAUGGGACCAUGGGAGACAAUGGGAAACCCAUGCAUUGGAGGGAACAAAAUGUUUCGACUGGCAACAUUUUUCGCUCAGAGUACAUUUGUGAUCCCUUUGCCUGGGAUUCCAGGUUCAUAUAUUUUCAUGGCAGACCGGUGGAAUCCAGCCGACUUAGGUGACUCGAGAUAUGUAUGGUUACCCUUAAUAGUUGGUGGCCCGGCCGAUCGACCUUUUGAGUUCAAUUUCGGAUUUCCACUGUGGCCGAGGGUGUCCAUUUAUUGGCAUCGGAAGUGGAGACUUCCAUCGAGUUGGAGUGCGUAGAAAUUAUCUCAUUUUUCUUCUUCCCAAAUAUAUGGUAUUAGUGUAUUGUAUAUUAAGGCUGUUCACCGAUUCUUUCAGCACAUCAUAUGGUUAUCUCCUGCACUGCAAUAACUUGAUGUACAUGUUUGAUCUCCUGCACUGUCAUUGGUAAGA